This is a messenger RNA of Lottia gigantea (owl limpet), 894 nucleotides long. RefSeq lists its product as hypothetical. The coding region runs from base 1 to 894 and encodes 297 amino acids. The transcript has 2 exons. The record is from RefSeq and is a predicted model, not a curated record. Lineage: Eukaryota; Metazoa; Mollusca; Gastropoda; Lottiidae.
AUGGCGAAUAAAUUUGGAUUAGGUUCUUUACCUUUAGAUACUAAAAAACCUAACACAACAGCAUGGAUAAAUAAAGCAAAACCUUAUUUUGUGGAUCAAAUUGGAGACAAACUUCAAGGUGAUUUAGAUAUGAAUAAUUUUACCAUAACUAAUUUAAAGUUACCAGGAAAUGAUUAUGAUGCUGUUCACAAGAAAUAUUUAAUGGAUCAAUUAAAUUUAAUUGAAGUAAAUAAAGAACAUUUAAAAGAAAGAAUAGGCGAUGUGAAAAGAUACUUCAAACGACAAAUAAAUAAUAAAGAUUUUAUUGAUGAUACUAAGUUACAACAAGAAGUAACAAGUUUGAAAAGUUUUAUUGAAGAACAAUUACUUAAUGUAGUAGAUAAAACUCAAUUACAACCUUUAAGUUCAUUAAUUUCUAAUUUAGAUGAUAAGAUUACAAAACCAAAAAUAGAUCUUAAACAACUAAUAGCCAAUAUUAAUCCAGGUAUAAGUGAAGAUAAAUUAACAACAUUAGAAACUAAUGAUAUUAGUGAAAUACAAAAACAAAUAGUUGGUAUUAAACAACAAUUACUUAAUGUAGUAGAUAAAACUCGAUUAGAAAAUUUAAAAUUAUUAAUAUCUAAAUUAGACGAUAAGAUAAUAAAACAACAAAUAGAACUUAAACAACUAAUAGAUAAUAUUAAACCAGGUAUAAGUGAAGAAAAAUUAACUGAAUUAGAAACUAAACUCAAUGAUAAUAGUGAAAUAGAUGUUAUUAAACAACAACUUCUAAAUGUAGCAGAUAAAACUCAAUUACAAAAUUUAAAAUCAUUAAUAUCUAAAUUAGAUGAUAAGGAAACGUUUAAAACAUAUUUGAUGAUUCAGGAAACUUUAAUUUCCGAGGUAAAUCUCUAA